AUGGCCGGCGAUAAUUCGGAGCUUGUUGCUCAAGGGUGGAAGUCUGAUAAUGGCUUUCGAUCUGGAUACCACAACAAGGUAGAAGAAGCCCUAAGACGUGAGUUCCCAACCACAGAUAUUAAGGCCAAUCCUCAUAUUCAGUCAAAGAUCUGUUCUUGGAAGAAGAAUUAUUCUUCCUUGGUUACUAUUUUGGGCCGAAGUGGUGUACGCUUUAAUAGCAAUAAUGAUUUCAAAAUUGACCGUGAAGAUGAUCAAUGGGCACAAAUAGUGAGGAUUGAUAGCAAUGCUCGUUUAAUGAGGAACAGAUCAUGGCCUUUUUGGGAGGAUUGGAAGAUAAUUUUUGGAAAGGAUAGAGCUACUGGGAGUAAUGAUCGUAAUGGAGAUGGAUCUCUUGUGUUAAAAAACAUACUUCAUCCGUGUAAAGUAUAAAUAUUUUUAAUUGAUCAUAGAUUUUUUUGUGA
Molecule: messenger RNA, 461 nt
Organism: Salvia hispanica
Lineage: Eukaryota; Viridiplantae; Streptophyta; Magnoliopsida; Lamiales; Lamiaceae
Source: RefSeq, a predicted model, not a curated record